Messenger RNA from Ilyonectria robusta, 999 nucleotides. RefSeq lists its product as uncharacterized. Bases 1 to 999 code for a protein of 332 amino acids. NCBI's taxonomy places the organism in Eukaryota, Fungi, Ascomycota, Sordariomycetes, Hypocreales, Nectriaceae. The record is from RefSeq and is a predicted model, not a curated record. The transcript has 4 exons.
AUGAGUGUUGUGGCUGUAGCCGGCGGUCUCGGUGACGUUGGGCGCACAAUCGUGGAAGAAAUUUUACGAUCCAAGAAGCACAAAGUCUACAUAUUGACGCGAAAGACAACAGCAGGUUCAGCGCCUCGGGAGUACCCAAGUCAUUUCCCGAGUCCAGUUGAGGUAGACUAUGCGUCUGUGCAUAAGAUAACACAAUGUCUGCAGAGACUCCAAAUAGAUACUGUUAUUUCUGCUUUGAAUCUGCAUUGGGCUGGUGUCUCGGGUUCGCAGAUUAACUUGAUUCGUGGAGCCGCAGCGUCGGGUAUUGUGGCGCGGUUCAUACCGAGCGAAUUCAACAUUGACUAUCACGCCCCACCCGAGCUCACAAUGUCCCUUUGCUACAGAUAUAUGCCUUAUGGUCCACGCAACCGGUUUCUUCGUGCCGAAUACGAGCUAGAUUCACACUCCAACAUGACAUAUACCCUCGUUCGAUGCGGAUUUUUCAUGGACUACCUCGGACUUCCCUAUGCCGUUACGAAUCUUCACCCCUUAUACUGUUUGGUCGAUGUUUCGGCUUCCAAGGCUGUCAUUCCGGGUGAUGGUACUAACCACGUCGUGUUCACUCAUACGCGGGAUGUAGGCAAAUUUGUGACGGAAUUGUUGAGUCUCGAGGCUACGAAGUGGCCAAGGGAGGCCACAAUUUCGGGAGAAAGAAUCACUCUGAACGAUCUAGUUACUUUGACAGAACGGGUCAUAGGGAAACAAUUUGACAAGUGUCAUGAGAGUCUGGAAAACAUGAAAGCCAACAUCGUCAAUGAAUUACCCUCAAAUCGAUUGUGCUAUCCGUACUUUUCUGGAGACAAGGAUGAACUCAACUCGGUAAUAUGUCCACAAAUGAUCGGGAUGGUGUCAGGGGUUUUCGACAUACAAGGGAUAGAGUUGACAAAGGUCUUCCCGGAUAUUGGUGUCAUCCGCCUCGAGGACUUUCUCAGUGAGUGCUGGAAUAACGCGGUAGAGUAG